Molecule: messenger RNA, 1293 nt
Organism: Oncorhynchus tshawytscha (Chinook salmon)
Lineage: Eukaryota; Metazoa; Chordata; Actinopteri; Salmoniformes; Salmonidae
Product: putative methyltransferase DDB_G0268948
Exons: 7
Coding region: 217-1032 (271 amino acids)
Molecular function (GO): S-adenosylmethionine-dependent methyltransferase activity
Source: RefSeq, a predicted model, not a curated record
CUAUGCACACUUCCGGUAAUACUGUGAGAGGGACCUGGCAACUUUACUUACGUGGAAUUUUCAGCUGAGAGAGGAACACAUAUGGCUUUACAAGCUACAUUGCAUUUUGGAAGAUCCUAGUGAAGGAGCAGAUCAGUCUCUGUGUCUGUGUCUCUGCUGAGUCACUGCAAGCUGGAAGGAGCACUAGGCUAGCGGAGCAGACGACAGCAGAGCACCAUGACCUACCGGAUGUUUGAGGAGAAACACCAUGCCUCCAUCUACCAGAGGUACCGCUUUGUACCCCCAGAGGCGAUCAGAGACAUCAUCCUGCAUUACCUGGAAAGGAAGAAAGUCCAGCCUCAUGCCCUAGCUGUGGACCUGGGCUGUGGGACGGGGCAGAACUCACGCCUGAUGGCCCCACACUUCCAGGAGGUGGUGGGUAUUGACAUCAGCGAGUGCCAACUGGAGGAGGCCAGGGCAGUGGCAGGAUUCAACAACAUCACCUACAGGAAAGGGACAGCUGAGGAGCUGCCGUUUCCGGAUGCUUCUGUAGACCUACUGACUGCAGCCUCAGCGGCCCAUUGGUUUGACCAGCAGCGGUUCCUCUUGGAGGCAGGCCGGGUCCUGAAGCCUUGUGGCUGCAUGGCUCUGCUUGGCUUUGCUGAUAACUUCAGACUCCAUUACGGCUCAUGUGGGGACAGACUCACUGACAUCUGUGAUGAGUUCAAGAAGGUGCUGUUACCAUACACCAGCCCACAGGUAACAAUGGCCAACAUCAAACUACAGGAGCUUUACACUGCUAUCCCCUUCCCUGACAAAGAGAGGGUUGAGUGUAUCCCACUGAAGCAGCAGAUCUCAGUGAGGAACAUAGUGGGCUUCAUGGAGUCCUUCUCCAUGUACCAGGCCUUACAGAGGGCCGAGCCUGAUGCUGCCACCGCACUGCUGCAGAGAACACUCGACAGGUUUCUGAAGGAGAUGGGAGUCACAUCACCAGACACACUCAUGGAAGUGACGCUGGAGUAUUUCUGUGUCCUGGCGUCUAAACCGGAGUGAACACUCUUUACAGUGUGAAUGUGUUUGUGUGUAGACAGAUGUGUUUUAAGCUUGUGUUUAGGCUUGUUUGAAUCAUGUUCAAGCUGUUACUAGAAAUGUUAUUCUGUUCACAUAAGAUGUCAUUGAAGUCCCUUUGGUUGUCUCUUUUAUACAUUGUAAUGUAGAGCAAACUAUUAGCCUUAGUCACAUCAUUAUCAAAAUGCUUGCCACAUUUAGUAUCUUCCUUGCCUGAGAUUUACAAUAAAAUGUCUGCAGACACAA